Messenger RNA from Stegostoma tigrinum, 1113 nucleotides. RefSeq names its product delta-type opioid receptor. Gene Ontology annotation, molecular function: G protein-coupled receptor activity. Gene Ontology annotation, biological process: G protein-coupled receptor signaling pathway. The record is from RefSeq and is a predicted model, not a curated record. Lineage: Eukaryota; Metazoa; Chordata; Chondrichthyes; Orectolobiformes; Stegostomatidae. The coding region runs from base 1 to 1113 and encodes 370 amino acids. Gene Ontology annotation, cellular component: membrane. The transcript has a single exon.
AUGUGCACCAACGCAGUUUCUACCUGCAAAGAUUUCCCUGCGCGGCUUUAUCAGGGCGAACCCCAACCCUGUAGGAGUGGGAUAUCUGGUUUGAUACGACCAAAAGCUGCCUGGCCUGAAAGGGACAAUCUCCACGUCCGUCCACCAAGAUCACGCUGCUGCCUUUCGAAAGAAGAAUGUUGUGAAUUUUUAAUCAUGACCUUUACAUACGGCAUCAUCUUCGCCAGUAUUUGCACUGGCGUUGUGUUGGUUGGGGUGUUCGCCCAUACAUUGGUGUUCUACAUCUUCACCAAGUAUGUUUCAUUCAGGAAAAACCGCUUGGACAUCCUUUUGGUGAGCAUGGCCGUGGCAGAUUUCAUCGCUCUCUUGCUAGACCCUUUUCUCAUCGUGGCUGCCCUACGAUAUACGUGGCCGUUUGGAAGGAUCUUCUGUAAAAUACUUCAGUUCCUGAUGGCGUUCUUGGCGGCUGCCAGCGCUUACUCCCUGUGCGCUGUCUCCAUCACCCGUACCUGGAUCAUCCUGAAACCUCACAGUCCCCCUGCAAUGACUCUUAGCAUGAUCAUGUUGGUCUUUGUCUGGGUCUUCAGCCUCGGUGUGACCAUUCCACUUCGGAUCAACGCCACAACAGGGACAGGAAAUCACAAUACCACCCUCUGCGUCUCGGGUUUAUACCAGCACAAAUACAAGACCAUUCUGGCUCAGUUCGUUCUGUUUUACUUGGUACCCAUGCUGGUGAUCGCCUAUAACUAUGCCCGCCUUGCAGUCUUCCUUCUUAAGAGUCCCAUGAUGUCCUUGGUUAGUUCCAGAAAUACAAGGAGGGCGUCCAUCAUGAUUCUGUUUGCCACCGGCUCCUUCUCUGCGUGUUGGCUACCCAGCUACAUCUUAGAGCUUUGCCUGUAUUUGGGCGCAUGCCAUCGCGGACAGAACUGGGAAAUGCUCUUUUUUGGAUGCACCAUCUUUAAUUAUUUCUACCCGUGUGUCAAUUCCAUUAUUUACGUUUUACUUGCAAAGAGGUACCACACAGCGUGCUGGAGCCUGUCUAUUAAAUCACAUAAAGUGCGCCCCAGGAGCAGUACGAUGGGUCUCGAACAGAACGUGUUCUCAUGCCGUUGA